AAUUGUGGCUCAAAUUACUGAACCUGAUUGAUGGCACCUCAAGUUCCAAGUAAAUGAUUAACCCAGCAGCACGAAUACAAAAAUAUCAACUAGACUUGACCAAUCCAAAGUGUUCAAGUCCACUGCUUUGCCCGCUUCUUUUACCCCCGUGUCCCGAAUUCACCUGACCAGUCCUUUUUGAUCUUUUAUUGACACAUCUCUUUCUUUCUUACUCAAUAAUGGACUGGAGUAGCACAUUCUGAAUCCAUCCUAAAGGCAGUAAUGCCUCAAUGAACUGAAUCAAAGUCCUCGUAGGCAAGCUUGAGUAAUCACCUGCUGUUACGCCCCCCAAGGAAGCUAAUCCAACACCCAGAAAAAAUAAGAUGAUAUAUUACCAUACGUAUACCGUUGAUGCCAAGAAAGAUGGAUGUGAGAGAUCCUUCACAACCCUUUUGGACAUAAACUUGCCAAUAGCACUUAAAAAGGAAGUAGUUAAAUUGUGCAAGAGUUUCUGCUAAACCCCAACAACAGCAAACAAAUACCUCAUUGGGAAUUCCAAGUCUAAGAUUUAUCUGUCUAGUCUCACUUGAAUAAAGUCAAGAAGAAGAGAAAAAGCAUACAUAAACUGGACAGCAGCUAUCAAUUAAUUUCCUCACAGCACUUCUUUCCGGUAAGGGUCAUAGAAUACAGUCAAUGGAAAGAAGCAUCAAUAUGUAGACAUUAUGUCUGAUAGCAAAAGAUAGAACCUGACAGAACUAGUAAGAAAGCAAAAACUGAUGCCUUCACGUAAUGCCGGUCUAAGAUUUCUUAGCUGUUUCUUGAUAUUAACUAUUAAAUAACCUGCAAGAACAUCUUUGAAUCUUAAAGCGGCAUUCUGUGAGCAUAUAAUUUCUUGCUCUUUUAGCCUCCAUUGCCGCAGUCCCAGUUGUCUCCGGUUCUAUCUUUUGCUAUCAAACACAACGUCUACAUCUUAGUCGUUCGGUACAGGGUCAGAUAUAAUUUCUCCUCUAGCUCUACGAGUUGGUAGAAUUGCAAAGUUGAAAAUAGAUAACUGACGGGCAAAAUAGAAAAAUUUGUUUCAACUUGGGGCAAAGAAAGCUCAAGCUCAAGCUCAAGCCUUCACCAUUAAUUGCCUUUGCCUUGCCUUUCUAUGCUCCGAGAAGAUUAACCCGCUAAAUGAUCAUACUCUCCGCAAUUAAAGCAUUUGCUCCUAUAACCUCCCGUUAUUACCAUUCUGUCACUUUGCUCUCUCCAUUUCAAAAUCUUCUCAAUUUGCUUGAACUCUCAAUUACCAACAACUGCCUUACUCUUACCCAACAAUGCCAUGCUCAAAUAUUCUCCAUGGAUUUCUCUCAAAAUCCCUUUAUAGCCACAAAACUUAUAUCUGCUUAUGCUAUUUGUGGUGUUCCAACUGCGUCAAAACUCGUUUUUAACUCGCUUGAAGUAAAAAGUGUACCUCUUUGGAACUCAUUGAUAAGUGGAUAUGUGAAAAACCAGGAAAAUACUGAAUCUUUUAGCUUGUUUUGUCAAAUGUGUUCUUUUGGUGUAUUGCCUGAUGAUUAUACACUUGCAACACUAUCAAAAGUUUGUGGCGAGAUUGGUCAUUUGAUUGCAGGGAAAAUCAUUCAUGGGUUAAGUUUAAAAAUUGGGUUUGUUUUAGAUACUGUUGUUGCCAAUUCUCUUAUGUCUAUGUACUGUAAAUGUGGUGAAUUUAGUGAAGCUUUGAAACUGUUUGAUGAAAUGCCUGAGAGGAGUGUUGGUUCUUGGAAUGUUGUUAUAGCAGGAUAUUCGGAUUCAGGGGAUCGUAAUUUGAAUCAGCAGAUCGUAGAUUUGGUUAAAGAUAUGCAAAUUGAUGGUUUUAAGCCGAAUGCAUUUACAGUUUCAAGUCUUUUGGUUUUGUGCGACGGUGAUAUUGAAAAACUGGAUUAUGGGAGGGAACUUCAUGGUUUUAUAGUUAGAAAUGAAUUGGAUUUAGGUUGUUUGGGUUCAGAUGUUCAUCUGGGAUCUUGUUUGAUUGAUAUGUAUUCGAGGAUUAACAGAGUUGAAAAGUGUAUGCAGUUGUUUGAUCAAAUGAAGAGGAGAAAUGUUUACGUCUGGACAGCAAUGAUCAAUGGCUAUGUGCAAAAUGGAGCUCUGGAAGAAGCUUUAACUCUUUUUCAUGAAAUGCAGGCGAAAGAUGGAGUAGAACCCAAUAGGGUAACUCUAGUGAGUGUUCUUCCUAUUUGUAGCUCACUUGCUGGUUUACCUGGUGGGAAGCAAAUUCAUGGAUAUGCAAUUAGGAAAAGACUGAAUUUUGAUGCGUCUUUAUCAAAUGCUUUGAUUGACAUGUAUUCCAAGUGUGGGAGCUUGAAUUAUGCAAGACGAGUAUUUGACAAUGGCACUUUUCGCAGAGAUGCUAUCUCCUGGAGUUCAAUAAUUUCUGGCUAUGGCUUGCAUGGGAAGGGAGAGGAAGCAGUGUUCUUAUAUGAUAAGAUGCUUCAGCUAGGGAAUAAACCAGAUCAGAUAACAGUAAUAGGGGUUAUUUCUGCUUGUGGCAGGUCAGGAUUGGUUUAUGAAGGCCUCCGUAUCUAUAACUCUGCAAUAAGUGAAUAUGGAAUUAAGCCGACUAUUGAGAUUUGCGCCUGUUUUGUGGAUAUGUUAGGCCGAUCAGGUCAUCUUGGACUAGCAUUAGAGUUUAUUGGAAGAAUGCCUAUAGAACCUGGACCAAGUGUCUGGGGGGCUCUUGUUAGCGCUUCCAUAAUGCAUGGGAAUCUUGAAAUGCAAGAUCUAGCUUAUGGUUUUCUUAUUCAGUCAGAACCUGAGAAUCCUUCGAAUUAUGUCUCACUCUCAAAUUUACAUGCUUCUUCUAGGAGAUGGGAUAAUGUAGCUGAGGUGAGAACCAUAAUGAAGGAAAGGGGUUUAAGGAAAACACCUGGGUGCAGUUGGAUAAACAUUAAUAAUAGAACUCAUUGUUUUUACGCUGCUGAUAAAGUACAUCCACGUUCCAACUCUAUCUAUGAAUUGCUGGAUGGUCUUAUACUUUUGAUGAAGGGAACAACUCAUUCUCCUGUUGUUCAGAAUGCUAUCAGCUAUUGAAAACUGAUAAUCGAUGGGCUAUUUCCAAAUACCUGAUUGUUGAGGACAUCUUGCAUAAGCCACAUGGUGCCACUAGUGGUAUAUUUGAUGAAUGAAGCUCGACUGCAAUCUAUGCUCGAGGGCAUGAAUAGUUGUAUGCUACCCCUGUCUUCAGUUGUUCAGGUGACAUGGUUUAUUUAUUUACUUUUUGUCAUGCAAGAAAUAUAAACAUCUAAAAGGCUGUGUUACCCUUCUGUAGAUUUAUUUGGAAGGCAAAUGGAAUCAUCUCAGCUGGAAAAGAUGUAAAUCAUGCCAUUAGAUUGUUGGGAAGCCUUUGCGUUCAAAUUUAGGAGAUUAUUGGUCAUUGGUGGCAUUUAGUCUCUUCUAUUAUAUGUAUAAAUAUUCAUGCAACUAUAUAUAUAUAUAUAUAUAUAUAUAACCAUUUAGCCAGCAGUAGCUAGUCCAGGAUCACUUCAAUCUCCUUCUCCUUUCCUCCGUUCGCAUCACUAAUUUUUUCAUGUCUUGAAUAUAGGAUAAUGGGUUUUGGAUUUUGAGGCUUCAUUAAGGCAGAGAAAGUUACUCAAUUGUGCUUUCAAAUUAGUAUAUUGCUGCUGCAGCGACUUCCUGCACAUGGAUAUAGCAAAAAUUCUGCGUCCUUGGGAAUUCAAAUGAUGAGAAUAGAACCUUAUACAAA
Molecule: messenger RNA, 3727 nt
Organism: Ricinus communis (castor bean)
Lineage: Eukaryota; Viridiplantae; Streptophyta; Magnoliopsida; Malpighiales; Euphorbiaceae
Product: pentatricopeptide repeat-containing protein At3g12770
Exons: 1
Coding region: 1156-3054 (632 amino acids)
Biological process (GO): RNA modification
Molecular function (GO): RNA binding; protein binding
Source: RefSeq, a predicted model, not a curated record